AUGGCGUCACCUCUACCACCGGAUCCAUACGCCGCCUUAGGCGUCUCCAAGGCCGCCACGCCCACCGAGAUCAAGACAGCAUACCGCAAACUCGCCCUGAAAUGUCAUCCCGACAAGGUCGCCGACCCCGCGCAAAAGGCCGACGCCGCCGUCGAGUUCCACAAGGUCCAGCAGGCAUACGAGAUCCUCGGCGACGAUGACAAGCGUGAGCGGUACAAC
Messenger RNA from Aplosporella prunicola CBS 121167, 219 nucleotides. RefSeq lists its product as uncharacterized. NCBI's taxonomy places the organism in Eukaryota, Fungi, Ascomycota, Dothideomycetes, Botryosphaeriales, Aplosporellaceae. The annotation marks the transcript as partial. The transcript has a single exon. The record is from RefSeq and is a predicted model, not a curated record.